CCCAAAACACAUGUAUCUCUCUAUACUUAACUGUCUCGAUUUAGUAUUCUGGUUCGCUUUUCUGGUGACUAGAUCGUUUUUGUGGCGAAAUCUGGAUUUUCCGACAUCACUUCGUUCUACCAGUCUGCUAUUUAUCCGAACCUAAGACAAAUGGCUGGAGAAGGGAAGGUGGUUUGCGUUACAGGUGCUUCUGGGUACAUAGCUUCAUGGCUCGUUAAACUCUUGCUUGACCACGGUUACACCGUUCAUGCUACCGUCCGAUCUCUAGAUGAUCCAAAAAAGACAGAACAUUUACUUGCUCUUGAUGGAGCUAAGGAAAGACUAUCUUUGUUUGAGGCUAACUUAAGUGUAGAAGGCUCUUUUGACUCUGCAUUUAAUGGCUGCGUUUGUGUCUUUCACACAGCAUCUCCUGUAACUUUUGCUUCACUUGAUGACCCACAGAUGGAAUUGCUAGAUCCAGCAGUGAAGGGAACACUGAAUGUGCUUAAAUCAGCUGCGAAAGUUCAAUCGCUGAAGAGAGUGGUCUUCACGUCUUCACUGGCUGCAGUUAUAUAUGGUUACAAACCUCCAAGUGGUGUAGUGGAUGAAACCUGGUUUUCAGAUCCAGUCUUUUGUGAGCAGACAAAGUUGUGGUAUCAUCUUUCAAAGACUCUGGCUGAGACUGCCGCUGUGAAUUUUUCAAAAGAGAAUGGUCUGGAUUUGGUGGUCAUAAAUCCUGGCUUUGUAAUUGGUCCUAUCUUACAACCUACUCUCAACUUCACUUCUGAGGCAUUUAUGAGCUUUAUAGAAACUGGAAAGGAAGUCUUUGCAGAUGGAAUAUACAUGCUUGUUGAUGUGAGAGAUAUCGCUAUCGCGCACAUAUUAGCAUUUGAGAAAGCAGAAGCUAAUGGUAGAUAUUGCAUAGUCGGGGAUGUGGUUCGAUCAUCUGAAAUCAAGAUGAUCUUAGACAAACUCUACCCUGAUCUUGGCUUUUCUCAACGGUAUAAAGACAAGUGUGUCGAGGCGCAACUAUAUAGUAUAUCAAAGGUGAAGGCGGAAAGUCUAGGUGUUGAUUUUACUCCAUUGGAGGUAAGCCUCAGAGAUACCAUUGAAAGCCUUAAAGAGAAGAAAUUUAUGAAGCUAUAAGUUCAUAUGUUAGUGUGAAAAAAAAUUACAUGCGUGAAAAAUAAUAAUGGUUGUGUGAAAAAAACUA
Helianthus annuus (common sunflower) is the source of this 1192-nucleotide messenger RNA. Its product is annotated as cinnamoyl-CoA reductase 1. The record is from RefSeq and is a predicted model, not a curated record. The transcript has 7 exons. Lineage: Eukaryota; Viridiplantae; Streptophyta; Magnoliopsida; Asterales; Asteraceae. The coding region runs from base 151 to 1125 and encodes 324 amino acids. Gene Ontology annotation, molecular function: oxidoreductase activity, acting on the CH-OH group of donors, NAD or NADP as acceptor.